AUGUAUCCAUUUGAGAAGUAUAUCGGCAAGUUCAAGUGGUAUGUUAAGAAUAAAGCUCGCCCAGAGGGCUCAAUAGUCGAAGCCUACAUUCACAUCGAAUGCCUGACUUUUUGCUCAAUGUAUCUCCAAGAUAUUGAGACGAAGUUUACUCAAAUAGACCGCAACAUUGAUGGUGGAGAAGCGGAGAAUAUAGAUGGAUUCAAGAUUUUCAACCAGAAAGUUCGUCUCAUGGGUGUGGCUUCCAACUUACAAUUAUCAGAUAAACUCCUCAAGGAAGCCAUAUGGUACGUCCUCAACAACUGCGCUGAGAUUGGACACUACCUAGAGGAGUUCUACGGGAAAUGUAAGGUGCAUAGCCCAAAUUGUAUAAAUCGAACACAUCAAACUGAGUUUCUAACUUGGUUCAGGAAACGUGUUCAGGACCAGCGUAUCAUCAACCCACUCGAUGUGACUGCUGAUCUGUAUGCGUUAGCUUGAGGUCCUGAACCUAAGGUUGCAUCCUAUGCUGCUUGCAUUAUAAAUGGCAAAAGGUUCCAUACAAAGCAGCGUGAACUUAAGAGGCGUACACAAAAUUCAGGGGUGUUGGUAACUGGUGACGAAAGUACAAAUAAUGUUGACUUCUACAGUGUUAUUAAUGAUAUCGUGGAGUUACGCUAUAUGGGUUGGCGUCGGGUGUA
This is a messenger RNA of Juglans microcarpa x Juglans regia, 677 nucleotides long. RefSeq lists its product as uncharacterized. Bases 1 to 477 code for a protein of 158 amino acids. NCBI's taxonomy places the organism in Eukaryota, Viridiplantae, Streptophyta, Magnoliopsida, Fagales, Juglandaceae. The record is from RefSeq and is a predicted model, not a curated record. The transcript has 3 exons.